Molecule: messenger RNA, 4162 nt
Organism: Anneissia japonica
Lineage: Eukaryota; Metazoa; Echinodermata; Crinoidea; Comatulida; Comatulidae
Exons: 3
Coding region: 21-566 (181 amino acids)
Source: RefSeq, a predicted model, not a curated record
AGCGUGGUGUGGGGAGGCGCAUGCAAGACUUCUAUCACACGUCGUCGAACGAAGUAUCGCUGGAAGUGUUCUGUCUGUCAGUGUUUGUGGAUAGAAUACUCAUCAAAAUGACUCGUACUACGGAAUUACUGAAAUUUUAUCUCAAGGAAAAUACCAAUCUCUCUUCUGAAAAGAUCGAUGAAAUUGUUCCUACUGGUUAUGAAAGGUCUCAAAGUUCUGAUAUUGAAAUAGAUGGUUAUGAUUCCAUUGGCAGUGGUCCUGGUGUGACUAAAGAGGAUGCACGUAAAAUGCGAAAUAUAGCUGAUGAAUUCAAUGAACAGUGGAAAAAACCAAUUCAGGGGAUAGUGUCUGACUACACAGAUGCAUCAGAACAUGGUUCAUCUACCUCACUGAAAUCAAUGCUUAACACAUACUUCCAGCAAAAUCAGCUGAUGUCCGAUGACGAUAAAAAAACUGCAUUCGCUUUUAAAAUUUUAGCUGAUAUUACAACUUGUGUUGUCAACUCAGAAUAUGUAAAGAAUGCUGCAAGGGAUGUGUGCGAGUUGGUAGAUGGUUACUCUAUGUAAUUAAUGUAAAAUGACAAAAUGUAGACUGAAGAUUUUUGAUAUUUUUUUUUUUAUUGUAAUUUUUGUGUUCAUUAUUUCCAUAAGCACUGAUAUUAUUAUUUUUUAUUAUUAAGAAUGCUGUGGAAUGAAUGUGGUUCUCACAUACCGUAUACAUGAAUGUCCUUCCCAUAUUGGCAAUCAUCAUAAUCCCAUAUCCCAUAAUCACAUUCCAGUCCUUACCACAAUUGCCUCCUUCACACAUCGCUUAAGCUUCCAUUUUUAAAUACUGUAUUCAAAGAAAUUCCCCACUUUGAAUAAGCAAAUAAUGACUCCCUCGAAUAAAUGCCUCCCUCAAAUAAAUGCGCCUCCACCCCGCCCCUCCUUCCCAAAAAAAACCCUCAAAUAAAUACGGUACUCCUCAACAUUCCUGAUUCACACAUUCCCAUUCUUCUCCCUUUUCCCAAAUUUCCUCUAAUAUACAUUUCCUACCAUUACAAAUACCUUUUCUUUUUCCUCCCUUCCCACAUUUGUUCAUUUACACUUUCUUAUCAGUCCUCUAAGAAAUACCUCCUCGCUUUCCUACAUGCCAUUUAUUAUUUGAAUAUUUUGCUUCUCUUCAUUUUUCUCUACUUUUCAUACUUUCAUGCCUCUUUCCCAAUUACCAUGCUUUUGGUAUUCCAUCCUCCUUUCCUACAGUAGAUUCAUCCCAUUUCGACAACCUCUUCCUCUACAUUUCAUUAUUCAUGAUUAUUCUACAAAGUAGUACAGUAAUAUUAGUAUUAUUAUUAAUGAUAAUGUAUUCCUUAUCUAUUAUCUAUGUGUGGACUUCGUAUACAUAGCUGGUCAUUUGUUCAAAUUAAUAAAUUAUGCAAAAAAGGUAACUAGGUAAUGUGUUUUUCUUUUUCAUUAUUGCUAUAUACUGUAGUAUAAGUAAUUAGUCAUGUUUUGAGUACACUAUAGGAAAUAUAUUUCCUGAGUAAAUUUCCUGAUGAAGGCAAUUUUUGAAGGAAUAAUGGCUCCUAAGGCUUCUGUUUCCUAUAAUGUAUGAAAUUGUACUUGACAGUAAUUGCUUUAUAGAGUCAGUUGUGACGUCCAAUAGGUUUUCAAUUAGUGACCACCGUGCAAAUAGAAGUGAUGUAAGUCACCUCUGACUUAUAAUUAAUAUUCAAGUUUACUUGUUUUAUUAGGCAUAAGAUGCAAUGAUUAAUUUAGCCAAGUAACAAUGAAUCCUUGUUUCCCGUCCUGGGUUUUCCAAAAUGUUGUUGAAGGAGGCACUUAUUAUUUGAUAUUUGAUAUUUUUCACAGUUUGUCAAUAUAUGCCAAAGAAUGUUCUCUGCUUAGCAAAAUGUGUUGUAAACAAUUUGUCAAUACUGUAAUUUGUCAUUGCUUCUCUUGCUACAGUAUUAUCAUGGUCUUUGUGUUUAAAAAUGCAUUUGUAAACUAUAAAAUGUGUCAUCAAUUAAAAUUUUGCAUUUUUGAUGUAAAAAAAACCCCAAAAUUUUAGAAAUAACAAAAAACAAAAACAUUUAUGUCGCCCAAAAAGUGGUGAGUGAGGAAACAAGGAAAUUUUGUUAUUUGGCCUUGGUAUUUUAUUGAACUGUGCAAUUUUUAAUAAUAAAAUCUUCCAGUAUCUGUCAACAUCACAAUCAAUGUAUUUUAAGAGCGGGUAGGAUAACUUUCAGGUAAUUUGGUAGUGUACCAUAGUAAUAUUAAUUGCAUAAAGAAAUACAUAAAUAUGUUUUAAUAAUGCACCAUAACCUUAAAAUAUCAAACAAGAACUUGUCUGAUAAUAUUUUGUGAUAAAUACUUAAUCAGUCAAAAUUAAUAUCCUCACUGUAUUGAAAUAAUGUCGGUAUAACAUGAGCAUAUAGUUUGGGCAAUUCACAUUGUAGUUAACCACACCAGUACCAUAUUAUAUUUAAGUAAUAUGCAAAUAAGGGCUUACCACAUGACUAGAGCACUAGCAGAACAAAGAAGUCCCUGGCUAAAGGCUGCAUUGGGUCCUUCACUGGGGGAUGUGGUUGCGUACGGUGCAGUUUUUGACUUCUUAGUACUCUAUCCAGGGCCCAUGGCUUUAGCCAAUGAAAGCUCAUGAAACUGGACUACAGACUUGACUAGUAUUUUCAUGUUUUUGAUGUACUUUUAUAGCAUUUUUAAUCACCAUGUUACUAAAUUUGUACAGUUCAUAUUUCUGAGUUUGGGGAUGGUUAUUAAUUUGAUUAUAAUCAAAUCAUUCAUUAAAUUACACUUAAAGCAAAAUGUUGUAUAGUACAGUAUUAUAAGAGUUUGUCAAUGAUCAAUUAAUGAUAUUCCAAGAGGUAGUUAAUCAGCUUAUUUCUGGACACUCAAUUAAUUUGACAAACUGCAAGGCCGCUUUUCUUUGAUUUAAUUUAAAUUUAUUUGGAAAAAAGACAAGACUUAAAAUAUGUACUGUAAUUAUUGUAGAUCAACAUUUUUUUUUUAUUGUAUAAGCAAGUAAGUUGUGUAAGUGCGUUUCCAUUAUCUACAAUUUGCAGAUGAUUAGGCCUAUAUACAAAAGUAAAAUAAUGUUAACUAUAUAGUGAAUUAUUAUUCAGUGUCUAAAAAUUAUGAUUAAUAUAGAGUAAAAACUUCUAAACUUUUGUUUGAAAAUAUAUUCAGAGUUUAAUCAAUUGGUUUUUGUGGAAAGUAUUACUAAUGUGUCCAUCUGAUUAGUGAUGAAGCUGCAUAAAAUCUUUCUACUGGCUGAAUGAAACGGAAAACAUCUUUAAAUUAUUUCUACUGCAAAAUACUAACAAACUAUAGAAAGAUUGCUAAAGCUCAAAUGCACCUGUAAGUGGCCUGACAUAGGUUUUAUCCCAUCAGUCUGUUUACCAGAUAUACUAUUGUUGAACUAAAAAAAGAUAUACUGUAUGAAUUCCUUAUUUCAUUAAAUGGAGAUUUAUUUUAUAAACUGUAAAAUAUACUUAUGCACUCAUUCUUAGGUUGGUUGGUAAUCAAUUAAAUAUUUUCGUAGCAAAGCUUAAAUAAUUGUUUUUAAUCUGUGUGUGAUUGGAAGUUGAUUAUUUGAUUCAUUUAAUGAGCAAAAUAAACUUUUUAAAAAAAAAUUUCUACGACACUAAAUAUGAUGCUCAUUGCAGGCAUGAGCCUGAGUUCAAUUUGCACUAGCCAUUGCAUGAACAGAAUCAAAAUGCAAAAUUGAAUUAACAUGGUAAAGCAACAUGGAAAUAUGCUUUUAAUGUUUUUGUGUGUUCCAGAUUUGUCAUGUGACAGUAAAUCUUCAAAUGAAUAUUUAAUAAUUUCUUUGUUAAAAAUUAAAUUUGGUUUGUUUCAACUCUCUAUAGUGUAUACCGUAUUUUAAAAUUUAAUAAUUUAAUAUUGUGUAUUGUACUUGGGGUUUUAAAUCCUCAUGCUUAAAAAGCAUACAGUAGUGAUUGAAAAUAAGUUUAUGUUUGCUAAAUGAUUACCAAGUUGAGUUACUAAUUUUACAUGUUUUAUUCACAAAUCCAUGAUAUGUGAUGAUUACAAUUACUGGGGCAUUAAAUGCAAUCGGGAUUUAUAUAAUCAAAUGUAAAGCUAUUAUUUUUAUUAUUACUGUAAUUCUAUACUGUUUAAAUAAAUAACACUACAAUAUGGAA